AUGGUGUUAGCACAACGUCAGAAAGACGAACUGUAAGUUUAUCAUCUCCCAGAAACCUAACGCCUACCUAGAAAUCGCGCAAUCGCCGACUAUUUGAGUUCUAAUGGGUACGAACAAGCCCUCGUUGAAUUCAAAAAAGAGGCCGGCUUGGUAAGUGCCUUUGCUCACAUGCACGUGUACGCUAUCUAUUUAGGAUACUCCAAUUGACACUAAAUUUUCCGGGCUGUUAGAGAAGAAGUGGACAUCGGUUAUUCGACUACAGAAAAAGGUGUGUUGCGCCUCUAUUUCUUGUGCCAUUCAUUCAUUUAUAAACAUUAUCCGAAAUCCUGAAGUGGGAUUUCGGCUAAAAAAGGAUUAUAAGUGAUUCGGGGACAAUUAAAAAAGGAUUACUUGGAUAGGAUUGUGGUGCGGACUGCCACAUAGCAUAGCCUUAAGAUAUUUCAGCCGUGCCGGGAUACCUGCUUUUAGAUGCACGUCAUCCCGACUGCUUUCCAAGAUCGCACUCGCCAAAGAUUACUACUUAAGUAAUAUGGUUUCACGCAUUGAUUUUCUAUGUCCUUAAAAGUUCAAACAUAUUUGGUAGUGUGCACAAAACAUCCCUUUUUGUACCCAUUUUGUAGUAAACCGCGCUUUCCUUAAAUUUCCUACUGGAGGAAAGGGUGUCUUGCUGUUUCGAAACUUUUCAGUUCCUAGAUGAUUUUGAACCCAACCUGACAUUUUGCUCGCGUCUGGGGUGUCCGAACUACCAUCUGUACACUUGUUAUUGAGGAAAGUCAUACAUGUACCUUCAUACAUGUCCAGCUCAUAAAAUUAUACGCUGUAUGUGGACCUCAUGGUAUACUUCAUAAGGGACUCUAAUAUGCAGACAGAAAUGGUCCUAUUUAAACAGACAUUUCACUGUCUUAAAAGUUUAUAAUUACCAACUUUUCCUAAACCGAGAUAUACCAUUUCUUCGAGUAGAAAACUUAUGGAGGACGCCUUUUACUACCAUAUACGUGCAGGAAAAUAUAUUCUUGUGCAUGCUUUCUGUAAAAUAUGUUUGGAUUUGUAAGGACACUGAGAACCAACGGAAAGAAUUCAUACUACCUCAAGCAGCCACUUUUGACGAGUGUGAUUUUUGCAAGCGGUCGGAAAGCCGUGCACUCAAAAGCCAGUAUCUUGGCGUUCGUGGAAUAUCUUGGGAUUUGCUGCAUGCUGUUCAGUUUUUUAACCCCAAUCUAAGUAAUGCUUCCAUUCUGGACUUUCACUUUUAUGUUUCAUGAGAUAUGUCAGCUGCCGUAUCUGUUACCUUUCAUUUAUGGUUCCAUUGUCUGUUUCCUCUUGUGUUUUGCUCGAAUGGGACUCGUGCAUCUUUUACCGAGGCCCUUGAUCUACUGUCAAUUGUUCGCGAGCAUGUAGUCACAGCCAGAGAGUAUUGCUUACGCUCGAAAAUGUUGCAUCACUAUAGUCAGCCCGUUGGAAAUUACUCGAAGCACAACAGGUCUCACACACAGCGCUGCUACGGACCGGGUAGAUAUAUCAUCACAGCUAUUUUAGCGCACUCUUUGAUGUCAUUGUCGGACUCGAACAUGUUCUGCGACGUCAUUUCGUAAUAUAUUAAAUCUGACUGUCCCCCUGAGUCCGCCCCCGUGCUAAGAGUCCAUAGUCACUUGCUGCUCUGCAAUUAGACACAUUUGGUUGAUAUGCCAGGCUUAACAUUUGUCGAACAAACCUGACAGAAGUUGUCAUAGCACGGCAUAUUUGAAGGGCCAAAAGUAGUCCUGCGUCCCGUGGUUGGUUGCUGCAAUGUCGAUGCCACUUCAUUUGACCUCGACCUCAUCCUGUAAACUUGAGUGAAUCUUUAAUUCUCCUUAUAUGUCGCUGGUCGGGGCGUUUCCGGGCAGCCGGCGCUCACAUCUUGACAGAAAGUACGCUUCUCACCACUCAAUGUCCCUCGAUUGCUUCUCUUCUGAAGUUAUUGUUGCACCUCAGGGGGACUCCCUGUUUCUCCUGCUUACUUCCUUGCUCGUGGGUGAUUUCCUUUACAGCUGUUUCAUUUUUCUGACUAAGGCAACCAACUGUUAUUUUAAAAGUCCUCCUUUUGACUUGCCACAGUUUAUAUUCUGGUCUCCCAUAAAUUCUAAGGUCAUGGACCUGGAGACCAAACUAGCUGAGGCAGAGCGCGAAUUUCAGGCUGCCCAAGCAAGCCUCGGGUAUGGACCCGUCGGGGCGGCUCCGGGCAGUGGACUCCCUGGCCGAGGAGAACGCCGCAGCGGAGCCGACGCGAUACCCCGUCCACCGGCCAAGUACACUCUUACUGGGCACAGAUCACCGGUUACGCGCGUCCGCUUUCAUCCUCACUACAAUAUCCUUGUAUCCGCCAGUGAAGACUCAACGAUAAAGGUGAGCACCGGUGCUGUGCAUGUUCGACUCAUUGACAAUUCUCCAGACCAUCCUGACGACAUUAUUUUGAAUAAUUUACUGUCAACCAGUUUGGAGAAUCCAGGAAGUAAGAGGCUGUCCAUCGUUAACUAAACAGACUUCCUAUCCUGAUGUCCUUUCUAACUCGGCAGCGGUCCUGCAUCACCUCUAGUCAAUGUGUCUCUCACUUCUUGGUCGGUUUAUCAUCUUAAAUGACGUUUUAGCCUGCGCAAAUCCUCUCCUGUUUUUUUUCUAACUUUGCGCUUCCGUAGUUAUGUCGUCCGUGUUUCCCCUCUGUUUUGUGCCUAUUAUAUGGUGCUUAUGCCUGCUGUCCCACUUAUGACGGAUGGUGUUCGUAGUGUUUAGACAUUCCUUUCUGCGGACUGGUUUGCCGGUGGGAGAAAGGGGUCAAUAAUAUGUCCCGUCGCCGGCUCCCAAACUUACAUCUCCCACUCCCACGUCAAUAGGGCGAAUUGAACCAGACUUCUUCAAAUCUGGACACCCAGUAAUGCUCUGCUUCCCUUUACGGCGUGUCACGUACAAUCCUACUUUGAUUUGUAAAUGUGUUGCAGUUGUCCAUGUGGUUUUAUCGGUUAAAGGUUAUUGCUGUGCCCCCAUACCUCACUUCCAGCCGCGCCUUCUGUCGGCUAGGCAGCUCCUGUCAGGAAAUAAAGGCAGUAGUCCUGCCUGCAUUUCUUACGCACUCGCGGCACCUGCUCUUUUUUUCGACAUAAUGUUGCAAGCAGAUACCCUCCGGUCAUGCCUUAACGUCUAUCACAACCAUCAGCAUUAUGUCAAGUAAAUGAGCAUUCUAUUGUUUUCUUUUAUGGACAUUGUAGUAUGUGCUGUCGCUGGAUAGUUCAAACAGCUAUUUCGCAGGCUUCUUAUGUGUGUUUUUUGCGCCUUUCAUCAUAUAGCUCUGGGACUACGAGACCGGCGAAUUCGAACACACCCUCAAGGGCCACACUGAUGUAGUCCAGGACCUCUCUUUUGAUCCUCCAGGCACCCUUCUGGCAUCCUGUUCCGCUGAUAUGCAAGUCAAGUUGUGGGACUUCACGACUUAUCAGUGUAUUAAAACACUGUCGGGACACGAUCACAAUGUCUCCAGCGUUUGUUUUCUGCCCUCCGGCGACUUCCUUGUCAGUGCCAGUAGAGACAAGACAAUCAAACUUUGGGAGGUUGCCACAGGGUUCGUCUUGUCUUCUUUUUUCUUCCAAUUUGGCAUGUCCGCCCGGACAGAGCUUUCAUUUGACCGCCGUCUGUCCCACAGUCCUGGUUUGGGUUUUGCAGCAAAAAAAACAGUGCAGUCGCACUCAGCGCCAGGCAUUCAUACGCGAAAUGGGGCCUUGCCGGCCACUAUCAGGGCGCAUGCCUCAGCAAUCCACAUCCAGCGCCUAAUUGACCCUGUCCUGCAGCUCUAACCCCUCAGAUCUGAUGGCCUAUCAGCGUGUUAGCUUGUAUCCCCUGGCGGCUAGAGAAGGGGUCAUCCUGUUGGCCCAGUUGCCGCCCGCCUCGAGCAUCCGCAGGUAUUAGAGAUAGUGAAACGGCCCACAUCGAGGUCUUAACAUGAAACAGGCAGAAUCGAGUCUGGGGAGUAUGCAGUCGCGGACCAUACCUUCAAAUGUGGCUGUGCAUUGAUCUCGCGAAGCGGUCAGUAAUAGAAAGGUCACAAGCCAUAACGGCGCCAAAGCGAAGCACUUUCUGGCUUUAAUAUCUUGGCUCAGACCUCAGUUUGAGACGCGUCGAUGGUUAAAAUACUUUACUCUCAAAAGGACUUAGUAUACAUGGGAGUUUUUAGAAAGCUAAGAUUUGUCUGUCUCAGUCAAAUAAAUUGACUUGAUUUGGCUUUGGUGGUCAGAGAUCGGGCCGCCACUGUCUGUGUUACGUGAUUUCUCUCAUUAUCCCCCCUCUCACCUUGGCAACACAGGCCAGUCAGCCUUCCCAAGGGGCCUAACGGAAUUACAGACUUUUAUAUUAUCACCCCUGGGUGGGCCUCCAUUUUGGUCGCCAACUUCUCAUUUCUCACCUGUGCUGCAGCUCGAAGUUAGGCCUCCUCUCAAAACAGUCGAUCAAUUAAUGUUAGGGGUAUCGGUCAUAUUGUUCGAUACUUUUCCCUGGCCAAACUGUUCCGUGAGGGACUGUGUUAAGUUCUUAUGUACCUUAAAAAUGUCGAAGAGUUUGCAGAACCUAUCCGAAAAUCCACCGUGUGCUGAGCGGAGCAUCUAAAUUGUCCAGAGCCCACAAACCAAGGGAAGUUAGUUGACGAAAUACUGCUCUAGUAGAAUCGCGGAAGAAACAUUUGAGUGACGUCUUUCGAUCGAGCUUAAUAGAAAACUGUUUCGAGGCAAAAGCGCGCCGUAUGUUAAAUAAGACAUGCGCGGAAUUAUUUAAUGUCUGAAUUUGUUGAUAUAAAAUCAUGCGAAUAGAUGAGUCCCCAAUGAAUCAAUGGGUAGAGUAACCGUCGCAACAUCUCAAGCGAAGGUGUGGUGAUCGAACGAAAAGACACAUGCGGAGCAUGAGUGUCCUGGAGCAGAGUGGGCGGGUAAAACGGCAGCGAUGGGUGUAUUUCAGGACUACGGGUACUGCUUCCGCACUCUCGGCACGAUGGAUUCGCAAGUGACCAGUCAGGCCGAUGCGUGAUAAGAAAAUGCAGUCGCUUUGUGCACAUUUGUGAGAUGUACGCAGACUUGUUAGCCAGAUGCACCGCCCCAUCAGCUACGUCUGUGUACUUAAGUCAUGCUCUCUAGUACUUUUGGAGCUUAUGGGUUUCGGUUCUUCGAGCUUCAGGGUUUUGGCGCUAACUAUGCAUAAUAAGUGGGUACAGAUUUACCUUAGUCAAGGUCGCUCGCAUGUGCAACAUUUUCAUUAUUUUGGACAACAGAACAGAUUAUUAACUAAAAGUGGAGGGUUUACGUCUUCCUUGGUAGCUGUAUUUUGUAUUGUAAUGAGCUGACCACGAGAUACUUUUAGUCAUAAGUAUCCUAGGACGUCUUUGUUAAUGCCUUCAAACUACGCCCCUGUCUCCUAUCUGCAUAGUUCCUACUCCCCUCACCCCGACUGCACUGUAGAAUUACAGACCCUGGCUUCGGCAGUAUUUUGCUAAAUGUCGUCCCAUUUAUGGUAGCGGCGGCGGCGCAAUGGCGCUCUAAAACCGUGCGUUCUUACGUCAGACCUAAAGGGGGACCAAGCGCAUGUGUGUGCGACUUGCAAGGGUAAAACAGCCGGUCAACAUCGGCGUCCCACAUCUAAUAUCCAGUCGAUUCAGUCUUGCCUUUAGUACACGGUGGAGGAGGGUGACGUCCAUCCUCCUCAACCUGUCCACGCUACCAAAUCAACUUGAUUUUUACGCUAAGCUAAAAGUCCUAGCUUCGGUUGUCAAACGACGAAGCACCUCCUUAACGCGGUGAGAGAGAGAUUAAAGGCCACUUCAUGUGGAUUGAAGAAUCAGCAUGUGAGUGACGGGAGGGAUGGCCUGCUCGGUCAUUCCGCCCAGACCUCUGUCCAGCCGUUUGGACCUUGUCGUGACAUAUAGCCUUGAGAGGUCUGUGGAUAGGAAGUAGGCUCGAUGUUGUUCAAGCCACUACCGCUUGCCCUGAGUUAUAGUCGUCCUGGCCGAAUUUCAUGGACUAUUUAUCGGCGACGGGGAAGUUGUCGAGCAUUGUUAAGGAUGUUGAUGCCAUCUUCCUCUAGCUCACUGUCCGCGUUGAUUCAAUGGUCUGAUCGUUCUCCUUUUGCCAGUCAGUUGACUUACCUCUUGGUUGCUCUCCGCCUUUCGUCUCUUCAUACUCCACCCCAGGUUGUCUUUUGCCAAAAAGGUUAAAAGUAGAAUGGUAAAGUAGCCAUGAUAGUUUUCAUUUCAGCCUACCUCCAAUUAUAGGUGAGCGCUUUCGUCAUGCGGAUUAAACUAAUUCAUGGUCCACGGAGCUGCGCCACUAGUCUUCUGGCAUGUGUUCCUUUUAGUCUGCACUUCUGUUAUCGAACAAGUGACAAAAUAUCUCUAAUUUCUGUACUCAAAAUGGGGAACAUCUUUUCAAGGACCUUAAUACUCCACUUUUCGCCAACUUAUGUUGGUUUUUCAUUUUCCUGGGGUCGUUUUUGUAUUCAGAGGUUUGACAUUUGCUGUUUUUAUCAUUCCACGUCGUUGGUUUUUUCUGUUUUCCCGUUUAGGUGUGGUUGUAAUAUUCCCGAUGAAUGAUUGUGUGUAAACGCUCCCCAUUUCGCACGAAUAGACGCGUUCAGUGUCCAACAGACAAAUCGUCAGCCUACGUUUUGUUUCAGUGGACUAUUUUAACAUCCUUGGUGCAAUUUUACGUAACCGAGUUCCCCUUUUCUCUAAGGCCUGCUUUCGAAGUUUCGACAAAAUUGGUCGUAUAGGAAUCUUACGUUUGUCAGAACGUGGGCUGCCUGCUAGCGAUCGGUCAGUAGUUUCUAGUCAGUGAUCUGCUCUCUGUGAAUCUUUGUGCAGGCCUCCGCUCAACUGCCAAGAAUGCUUAAACUUAUAGAUAAAUGUUGGCAUCAACAGCCCCAUACCUCGGGUGCUGGCGUACACGAGAUCGGAAACUUGACCCUUUAAAUCCUUGAAUGAAACGCUCCCAGCACUUGAGCUGCUGGGUCUAAGCCCAGCAGUCUGCAGUCAUAAAAAUGUAGUGUCACCCGAGAGUGACGUUUGCUGGUCUAUCCUGUGUGGGCUUGGGGUAUGACCAUCUGAUUACGACAAAUGAGUCUGAAGGUACCGCCUCCUUCUCCGCCGUAUUUCGUUGUAAAACAUCCCAAUUACUGAUUCCCCAUCGCCAUGUAAGCAAUCAGUCUAGUCUGGGCACUCCAUAAGCUGCUAGGAAGUAUCUAUAGAGAUUUCAAGCUUCGGCCAGUUGGUACUAACUGCUUCGAAAUCCUUACCAUUACCUGCUUUGUCACCAUAAACUGCUUCUAUCGUCGUCAUCCUGCCAGACUACAGCGGGUGACGAUUUGUGGACAUCUGAUCUCCACUCGUCUGACUGAAUGGAAAAAUUCCGGCGUUUUAGCCUCAGUUUCUCAGCCGGCGUUGUUGUUGCCAAGCCUUUUACUUCCAAUAGCUGGAAAAGUUAUCAUAUGGAGCCAUCUGAAAACACGCCAGAGCCUCUUGAUAGAAUGUCUGUUCUGUAUCACUGCACAUCUUUCCUUUUGUAGAUACUGUGUCAAAACGUUUAGCGGGCACACAGAAUGGGUGCGCUCUGUUCGGCCCAGCCUCGACGGAAGCCUUCUCGCCAGUUGCUCCAAUGACCAGACCGUACGUGUGUGGGCUGUUGAUACGCGGGAGUGUCGUGCCGUCCUACAUGGUCAUGAGCACGUUGUAGAAUGCGUGGCCUGGGCCAACAGCCCGCAGGCGGUAGCGGCCAUUCAGGCGGCCUCUAACGAGGAGAAGGAGACUGACUCGACGCCCUUUUCGCAGGCUCUCAAUGGCGCCUCUGGUGACCAGCACCUUGCCAAUACCACUCACGCCCCGGAUUCCACAGUCGGUCUAAUUCUCGCCUCUGGCGCCCGUGACCGAACCAUCUGCAUCUGGGACGUUAAGGCGGGAGUUUGUCUCCUCACACUGGUACUGUCUCCUCCCCCCCCCCUUAUGGUCAUUCACAAUUGUUUUAAUUUUAGAGAGCUUUCGUUUUUUCCUCAUCCUCGCACCCCUCUGUCUCGGACCACUUUCGACAGUUUGCCUUGAUGACAGAGGGAUGCCCACGAUCGUGUUGCGGAACUCACUCGUCCCGUUGUGCCUUGGGUCUCUCGAACCCAACCAGCAGCCACACAGCGGCGCGUACUAUAGGCAGAAUAACAUUACCGACAUAAACAAGGGAGACUGGAAUGGCCAUUUCUGGCUUAUUAGACGUCGUCAGCCAGUCGUCCCCAACCCUGAGGUAUGCGAUACCUGCGGCUCGAUCUCGCGACCUGUUGGUUAGAAGUCCAACGCAUACGGGUUCGUUGUCCUGUCGCUUGCGAUCGGGUAUGUUGACAAUGGUAGAGGUGCGCCCACAGAUUGUGUUACGAAACCCACUCGUACCGUUGUAUCUUAGGCCCCUCUCACACUAGCAUUGAAUUUCUGAAGGUCUUAAUGGUCGUGUAAGCAAAAUCUGCUGCUUGCCAAAUAUACAGCAGUUUCACUUUCGUCUGCGUAAUAAUCAGAUAUUGCAUGUUGUAAGUGGGGCGCCUUUAGUACAUGUUCUGAUUUUGGGGUCUUUCGAACCCCCUACUGUAUGGCGCAAAAUCGCCUCAUUGGAAUCGGUUUGAGCUUGCAUACCGUUUUCACCUGCAAAAGCUCCCGUUGAAUGCAAUGGUUGAUGUUGUGCGCCCGACUUUACAGCCAUAAAAGCAGCAAGACCUAAUCAGAAAGGACGGAAUUGAGUAGUUGAACGGCGGUAGUGGAAAGAGUUACUACAUAGGCAACUGAUCUUUUUCUUUUGGUGGGCUUUGGUGAUGAUCAAGCUUGCUUUGCCAGUUACUCCUCCUCCUAUCCUGGUUCAUUCAAAUUUUCGGUUUACGUGCAAAGACUAGGCCGAGCGCACUCACUGAACCUGUAUCUGACGCAAAAGCACAAUGUCCAUUCGAUUUUACGCCGUUAAGUGUUCGUGGGCCACUGUCUUACGUCAGUGGCCUUAGUUUCUCACAUUUCUGCUGGGUUUUGUACCGCGACAGACUUCAGACGUGCGACUCAAGCUUGGUGAGACUAUGCCCCUGACGUUUUUAGUUCACCGACCUAGACGAAUGCAAAGCUCUGGACAAGACCUAGGGACUUGCGUGUUCUGAUUUGUCGGCCGAUCCUAGUGGGAUUUUUGACCUUCCCACAGUGAUAUUCCGGGCAGCUGUCAAGAAUAGCUACAAAAGAUUAAAUCUAGAUUUUAACAUAUGUUUACUGAAGACAAGUAACUUGUACCAUUUACAAGAGCUUGAUCUGAGGUCUGUACCUCCUCUGAAUCAUUAUUUUAAGUCGCAUCAAUUUCGCUUUCUUUGCCAUGCCUGUCGCAUAUUUUGUUUGAGACUGUUCUUGUGUUAGUGAUUUUACACGAGUUGGCUGCUUUCUCAGUAACGCUGUCAUACGAGAUUGAUGUUUGAGUAUAGCCAAUUAAGAGUGACGACGCCUCCGGCCCUGAUUAUUUUGGCAUGUCCUGGACGUGAGUUUGGGCGUAUCGGCCCGCUGACUUGGUUUCUUUUCGAGAAGAUUGAUUUGAGCUCAUAUAGCAGAUCAUCCCAGUCUUGGGUAAGAUAUUUCCGUUCGAUUUAUAUACAGUAGGUAGGCUGACUCAUGAAAUGUCAACCGAAAUUCCGAAAUUUGUUUUCGUUUCGAAAAGGUUAAUUAAGUAGGGUUGUAAAACUAAUCAUCAUGCAGCAUAAUUCUAUAAUAAUUCAGUUACCUCCGAUUGCCGACUUUUGAACGAACUUCUCCCCGUUUGCAUGCAAAAACUAUGCUCUGAAAGAAAUGGCUACUUAAGUAGCAUGUAUUUUUCUCAUUGAUUUUCGGUCGUCUGCCGUAAAGACGGCUCGAAUCUCAGAUCCGUGAGGGUGCCAUAAAAGCCCCAUUGAGAAGGAGCCAUUGCAGGCUGACCCUCAAUCCUCACUCGCAGACCUCGGCUCUCCAUACACACCUAGUCCAAAACACGCGCAUGCAUGACACUGUGAUAUGCGAUCCACUCUGCCAGCGCCGUCAUGGUGAACAAGACGUUGCAUUUCGAACUACCUGUCCCUCACUUAAGCUACAGUUUAGCCUAGUUUAUGAAGUCGAGAUAAGGUUGUUUGUGGGCAUGCCUACACAGACUGUUUCCCCUUGUUAGCCACGGCGCUCAGUCCCAUCAGCAGUUAUUUGACAGCCUCGGACGCUCGGUUGGUGGAUGAGAGGAUCAGACCUGCAUUGAAGAACCUACCCUCACAACUGAUUAGCUCACGCCUCUCUAUAAUGAAUCUGACGCGCCUAAAUCUACCGCCACGCGCUUCCAGUCGUGACCGAGAAAGUUUCCAACUGACUUCGCAGUCACUCCAUCAUAAUGCGUAUAACUGUGUUCCUCCACGCUGAUUGCGACGCAGAGUCCGAGGACACAAGUGACCUGACAAUCAUCAACAGCCGUCGACGAAGUCCUUGCUAACCAUGUCUUGCGAACUGGACACUCAUCCAGGAACUCGGCUUAAAUCUAGGUAUCUCCAUUAUCAAGUACGAUAAUACCAUUGGAAGGUGGCCUGUUUGGGGAUGGUAAAGGAUUGCACAUUUCAUUCAGUUUAAGAGCUUUCCUCGUACCAGCAAUGCUGAGUAUAGCGCCACAUUUGUUUAAGCUCCGCAAUAUUCUUGUCAGGAUAUUCCCCAAUCAUCAUCAAGGCACCCGGUACCGACGGAUUUUACUGGCGUCGCAGUCCUGGUUUAUAAGGUCUGGGCUUGGCUGAUGUGCUGAUUUCCGGUUUUACGGAAAAAAAAUGUGGGCCUUUCUGGUGCUGUUGUCCAUGUAAGUUGGCCUGAUAGAUGCCCUGACGCCGGAAGCUGAUUAUAAAUGUACAAGGCAUCCUGUAGUCAUUCGCAAACAGUAACCAGUCCUGUAUCAUUGUAUGGCAUUGGUCCGUUUCGGCAAACAAGUGUUCUGUCCCGACGAGACCUUUUCUUGACCGUUUCAUAGCAGGAAACAGUUGUGUACCUGGUUAUUUGCCUGCCGCUUUGUUAGUGCUGAAGUAUUUGUUCAGCUAAUCUUCCGGUAUUCAACCAAUGGACACACCAAAAGCCACAUCGACGAAUGUAUUCGUGUGGGUGUGUCAAGUUAGAUGCCGAUUGCGUUGUCUUGACCUUGGUAACUAUGAUAGCCCCGAUAAUACCCACGUAAGGGCUCGAGUGCGGUUCAGACUGCCUUUUCUAAGAAGCCAGUACCUGUAAAGAAAUACAUUGCGGUUUCUUUCAGCGAUCCUGGCGUAUCCAUGGGUUCCCACCUUGCUAGCUGCAACCACCACUUCACCCCGACACAAACAACAAUUUCUAAGGCGUCCUCAAUCGGAAGAAUACUCUCCGGUGCGUCUAGUUCGCAACAGGCAUCCACAAACCUUUUCUCUGUGACAAACUCGUCUGACUCACCACUAUUGUCAGGAUCGCUGAUCUUUAGGGUGGCUCGAGCUAUGGACUUUUUAAUCGUAAGAAUACCCGCUCUGCGUGGCAAGAUCCCAAAAAUUUCUGGGGUAGACCUGCCCUAAAGCUUUGGCCUUCAUGGGCUACUGAUGACACCAGGCAAAUGAGACCUUUCAGCAUCGUCUGUCCAUAAUCUCAUCAUUUCUGAGCACGAUUCUGUUGCAAAGGUGGUUUUCCAAACUUCAGAAGGCUACAGGCUGGGCUACCUCAGUUUCGGUUCCCUUCGAAGACACCCCGGUCUCGAGGAAUGAUUAGGAUUGUCUGCCAUAAGUUCGCCCUGGACAUCUUUUGGGAUACUGUGACCGAACGUUAAUGCGCUUGCAGGUAUCUACUUUCCUGUGUAACUCCGUACUUGCCUUCCGACUGUGUUAUGGGUUGAUCCUACCGCCUUCGACCCGAGUUUUGGGAACAAGAAAUUGACCACUGAUCGUUACAAGCAAUCACUGCACACAACCACCACGACAUACAUGUUCUCCACCUGAUUGCUGUUGCGUUUGUUGCCCACCCUAAUUAUUUCUGUCUGUGGCUUACUGUGGGGACAAGAGCGGGUAAACUUAACCUUUGUGCGGCCGCCGCGUAGCAGCGUGGUCCCACACUCCUCGUUUCCCGGAACUCUUCAAUACCGCCGUUCCAUUCUACUCCUAUCCACCAGGAUUCUCCCCUAUCGACCCGGCAGCGUGGGGACAUAGCGUUGAAGGUGCGAAAUGUCAUCCGGUGGCUCGGGCAGCCACUACGUUUUUUGCGGUUGACGAGUCUCCCGUCCUGUCUUGUUGCUCUUGCACCUGUCUAUUCAAGGAUAGGUUUUCGUAACUUUCUUCGGAACAUUGAUGUCCCUUUGUACAAUUUCAUCUGUAGGUGUCAUUUGCGCAACCUCUCGAUGCGCACUGUUCUGUUUUUGACCAUCCUCUUAUAGAUAUUGGGUUUUUUAUGGACAGUUUUGUAAAUUUGGGAUUUCACUGGCCUUUACGCCCUCAAUCUCAAUUGGUGACCGCGAAAGUGAUAAGAGCCUCCUCCUAUUUUGGAGAUUAUCUUGACUACGUCAAAUCCGUGCAUACGAUUGGUGUCCAUCGCGCUCUGAGACUUCUGUUGUCAUUUACUGUCGUGCUGACGGUUGUCGGGUAGCAGGCGUCUUCCUUAGGCUGUCAAAGUCCCACGACAAGUUUUGUGUGAAAUUGUUCUAGAACCCGAGCCAACCCUCCUUCCUUUGCAAGUUGUCCAUCGGAGGCUUCGUUGUCCCACCGUUUACUCGGGCCGGCUACUCGUUUGCUUCAUUUUUUUAUCGAAUACAAAUUAUUUUCUGUGGUUGAGGUAUGAACUCCUCCUCCUCCUCCUGCCUACCAAAUGCUUUUAAGACUAUUGCGGUAUUUGCAAACGAAGUUCGCCGACUCGAUACUUUCAAGUCCUCAUCGGGCUGCUCGUCUUCGUCCUACACCCGUAACUUCUAAGCCCAAGUUUCCUUGUAUGCCCUCGCAGACAGACUAGCUGACCCCUGUCAGCCAUCUUUACUGCUUUACUUUUAUGUACUCCGUUAGAUUGGUCACGACAACUGGGUACGCCAGCUCGUAUUCCACCCCUAUGGCAAGUAUCUCCUGUCGGCAUCUGAUGACAAAACAGUGCGAGUCUGGGACCUCAAAAAUCGCCGUUGCCAUAAGACUUUGGACGCCCACUCUCAUUUUGUGACGACGUUGGGUGAGUUCCCUUUGUGUGUUCCACGUUUCCUGUUUUCCUACGUAUUUUUACUUGGUUCUGCACUUUCGGGACGGAAGGGGUAGCAAGUCAGCAGUCUGUCUAGUUUACAAUGAAGGACAUAAUGUCGCAUUAACGUUUCUGGAGCCAACCAUGCGUCGGACACCGGCGUUGUCGCCGUACGCCAAACAUUGUGGACUACGAUAGUUUUUUUUUAGCUGCGAUGAUCGUAUUUUCAAACAGAGUGGGGGGAGAAACAAGGUUAGAUGAACGAGCAGACAAAAGUAUUAGUCUCUUAAAUUCAUUUGAAACUUGUAGUUACAGGGAAACUGCGGUCUCUCCCUGCACGUAACCUUAAAUGGUUCACGUUCUUUUUUUCUCCAGACAUUCACCGAAGCGCACCCUACAUGGCGACUGGUAGUGUGGAUCAAACGGUUCGGGUCUGGGAGUGUCGUUAA
Molecule: messenger RNA, 13665 nt
Organism: Spirometra erinaceieuropaei
Lineage: Eukaryota; Metazoa; Platyhelminthes; Cestoda; Diphyllobothriidea; Diphyllobothriidae
Source: the annotation of a GenBank genome assembly